AUGGAUCGCACCACGACCAUCGGCAAGCCGCCAGUUCGCCGCGUGGAGAACAAGCGCCCGGCCAGCACCACCACCACCUCCACCUCCUCCUCGCGCAAGACUCCAAUGAGUACAGCCAAAGCGCGCCCAUCGCCCACCUCCACAACCAAGACCACCACUAAGCGCACCACCACUGCAGCAAGCGCCGGUCGACCAGCAUCGCGCGACACCAUCACAGAAGAGCCAGAGCUUCAGCCAGCAGCAGACAUCGCCUCGCUCACGAAGACUCAUUCAGACACCGACGAGCAACAGCGCAAGUCGCCAUCAGCGCUCGACAUCGUGGAGACGAGAAUCCAAGCCGUUGAGAAGGCGUUGGCAGAGAGCAAGUCACGUGCAUCCAUGAACGAAGAAGAACUACAGAAAACCAUCGAAGAGAAGGACCAAGACCGCGAACAACUCGCCAGAGUCGUCGAAGAUCUCAAGCAAGAGAUUGAUCGCUGCCAAACCAAACUCGACGCAGACGUUGCGAAACGAGCACAGGAGAAGAGGGAGGCCAUUGAAGCUACGGAACAGUUAAGAAAGGAGCUCGAAGAAGAGCGAGAGACACACAAGAAGGUCAUCGACGAGCUGAGAGCCGAAAACGACCGCUACAAAGCCGAGCGCGAAGCAGACACCGAAGAGCGCGCGCAAGAGAAGCAACAAGCAAUUGAAGUUGCCGAGCGACUUGAAAUGCAGCUUGAGGACCAGCGGGAGGCACACAAGAAGAUGAUGGACCAGCUGAGGGCGGAGAAUAGAUACUUGAAAGAGGAGCGCGAAGCAGAUACCGCAAAGCACGUACAGGAGAUGAAGGAGGCAACCCAGGACACCGAGCGCCUUAAGCAGGAACUCGACAAUGAGCGGGAGGCGCACAUCAAGGCUAUUGAGAACCUUAAGGAGGAUUUCGCGGUCAUAGAGAAGGCGCAUGAUGAAGGCGCGGGGGCCGUUGAGAGCCUGAAGACAAAAAUCUCCGAGCUCGAGACCGAGCGAAAUGAGCAGAUCAGUCGCAUUGGUGGCCUGGAGAAGGCCAUCGAGCAGGAGAAGAGCGACUACACCGACUCGCGCCUGCAGUUCAAGGAAGAGCGCAAGCUGAAGGCUGAAGAACUGGAACACAUGCAAAACCAGAUCCAAAUCUGGCAAGAGAAGUCCAUGUACAACUUCAGGUGCAAGGCGGUGAUUGAAGCAAACCUGCAGCUCAAGAUCCAGGAGCUUGAAGAGGUCGUCGAAGAGGCACGCAACGAAGUCAUGGAUGCCCGCACCGAGGCCGAAGAAGCUCGCACACAGACUGGGAUCGCCCGCACCGAAGCUGCAGAGGCUUCCGUGGAAUCCGACCGUAUCAUUAAGAAUGGUCAAGACGAGAUUCAAGAGGCUCGACGGGACGCUCGAUGGCAGAUAUACCUCGCCGAGAACAGCCAGCAAGAGGCUGAGAACUAUGCGGAGCAGCUGAGGGGAGAGAUGAUGGAUAUGGCAAUGGACUACGAUGAGCUUAAGGAGGCUCGUGGUGCGUUGGAAGAGGAGCUUAGCGGGUGCAAGAAGACGAUGGAACAGGAUAAGGUCUACAUCAACGAUCUUCGUGACGAAAAGUGGGCUGCUGAGAGAGCAAAGGAAGAGGCUGAGAAGAAGACGGCUGAAUUGACGACGGAGUUUGAGACGACCAAGGAGAAGAUGGAGGAUCUGACGAUGGAUUACGAUGAGCUUAAGGAGGCUCAUGGAGCGUUGGAAGAGGAGCUCAACGGUUGCAAGAAGACAAUGACACAGGAUAAGGUCUACAUCAACGAUCUUCGAGAGGAAAAGUGGGCUGCUGAACGAGCGAAGGAGGAGGCAGAGAAGAGAUUGGCUGGGCUGAUAACGGACUAUGCGACGGCGAAGGUGAAGUUGGAGGAUCUGACAAUGGAUUGCGAUGAGCUUAAGGAGUCUCGUGUUGCAUUGGAAGAGGAGCUCAGUGGUUGCAAGACAGCGAUGGAGCAUGACAAGGACGAACGAUGGGCUGCGGAGAGAGCGAAGGACGAGGCUGAGAAGAGGUUGGCUGAGCUGGAGCGCCGCUUCUCCGAGACGCCAUCAGCCCACGAGAGCGACCACAUGAGCAUAUCACCCACGCCCGCUUAUCCGAGAGGCGGCAAACGCGCCGGCGCCGAGCGCUCCUCACCACAGAGCAUCGUCAAGCUCUCCACCGCAGCAACAGACCACUACGCGGCUCCCAGGGUCAGGCCGCCCACUACGCCGCUCGGAGAAGCGCGCCAGGACAGCGGCCUCACGCUCGAAGGUACUAUCGCGAGCCUCCAGGUCCAAGCCGCGCAGCUUCUCGAAGCGCAAGAUGACAUCCAGGCGGAGAACGAGCGGUUCAAGAGACGAAUGGCUUCGGCGAGAAAGCCUCGCAGCAGACAUUAG
Messenger RNA from Saxophila tyrrhenica, 2403 nucleotides. RefSeq lists its product as uncharacterized. The coding region runs from base 1 to 2403 and encodes 800 amino acids. The transcript is spliced from 4 exons. The record is from RefSeq and is a predicted model, not a curated record. Lineage: Eukaryota; Fungi; Ascomycota; Dothideomycetes; Mycosphaerellales; Extremaceae.